AUGUAUCGAUCCUCUAAGAAAGUGAAAUUGAUAUCAACCUGUGAUGUCUGCCAAUUUCGCAAGGCUGAAUGUGAUAAGGAACGACCAGAGUGCAGUACUUGUAAAAAAUCCAAUAUAGCCUGUACUUAUGAGCGUGCUGCUUUCGUUAAAGCAUUACAUGAUAAGCAAAUUGAGGAAAAAGACGAAUUCAAUCAUUUAACGCAGUUUGGACCAUUAUAUGAUGAAUCAGAUUAUUUAUCGAUUGUCAAUGAAAAUCAGCAGAAUGUCGAUAAUGUUCCCAACGAUUCUACUGAAUCCGAACGAAACUGCGCAAUUCCAACCAACCCUACCACAUCUCUCGCCUCAGUAAUCGUCACAUCAACAGCCACAUUCCCACUAACAACCGAAACAACUGAAUCAACGCGAUUCGAUUUAUCCGAUAUCGAACAAUCUACCUCAUCAAUAUAUAAUAUUCUUAAUGAUUUACCACCACAAUCAUGCGAAUUUCUUCUUAACCAAGUUGAGAAUUUACAAAAUGAAAUUAUGUGA
Molecule: messenger RNA, 528 nt
Organism: Funneliformis mosseae
Lineage: Eukaryota; Fungi; Glomeromycota; Glomeromycetes; Glomerales; Glomeraceae
Source: the annotation of a GenBank genome assembly